This is a messenger RNA of Hermetia illucens (black soldier fly), 4359 nucleotides long. RefSeq names its product 5-hydroxytryptamine receptor 1 (gene 5-HT7). Gene Ontology annotation, biological process: adenylate cyclase-activating adrenergic receptor signaling pathway. The transcript is spliced from 3 exons. Gene Ontology annotation, cellular component: membrane. NCBI's taxonomy places the organism in Eukaryota, Metazoa, Arthropoda, Insecta, Diptera, Stratiomyidae. Gene Ontology annotation, molecular function: G protein-coupled amine receptor activity. The record is from RefSeq and is a predicted model, not a curated record. The coding region runs from base 1118 to 2545 and encodes 475 amino acids.
AAGGACCUUGAUCAAAUCACUCUGGAUUUGGGAAAAGAGACAGGUGGAGUUGGACUGACAAUUAUCCUUGGAAUCAGAUGUGGAUGGAAGAGGAUUUAAUUUGAACAGAAAAUGUGCACAGCCAUAGAACGAAUAGUUCACCUGCUUCUUUAAACGGAAACACAUCCCCGAAAUAUCCGACUCCGGGACGAGUACCAGGCACAGCAUUAAACCUGAACCCAUUUCGCACAGUCCAGUAAGCAAGAAAUUAAUUCAUGCAACAGGGAAACGUAACUCCUGUAUUCCAGAGCACCUAAUUACAAACAGCCAACUCCUUUAAAAAAAACCAGCAGGACUCGUAAAUGAGGAUCGUCUCCUGCAUAAAAACAAACAAAGCGGCUAAGGACAUAAAAAUUCUACUUUCUUCUCCGGUUGCAUGUUGUUUACCGACACGUUGGAACCCACAGAACGGCGACAUCCUACGCAAGUGCCAUCAGGAUGAAUUGUCCUCAGUCCUUCGAGUGUGUAUUUAGGUCGUAGUAAGAAAUGAAUAUGAUUGCAGGUCCUUUACGGUGCUUCUGUCGCUACUAGUCUGCUGAUUCCAUUACAUGUGAUAUGGGAAACGUUACCCGACUUUGUCGACGACUAGUGCCUGUAACUCUACUGUGCAAGCAAGCGACCUCCUUUGUUCAGGACAUAAAUGCAUGUGUGUAAAGAAAGCACUCCAGGUGACUCCAGGACUCUUGACGAGAAAACACCACUUCAGGAUUUGAAUAAACUUGCUUUAGAGGAAUGUGUAAAGAAACCCUUUCUCCUGCCAGAAGAAUUCAAGUCCUGGUCGCAUGAGGACUGAGUUAAGGACAUAGUGAGUGCGAAGAGUGAAAUACCACGGGAAAUCUUACCGCUUAAGUGGACGAUAUAACGAAAAUCCUGUCGCGGUUCUUCGAAUAAUUAACAUCGUAUGUAUGAAAAAGUGAAUUGGAAGCAGUGUCGACCCUUACUCGUCCACCAGCAACUGUUAUUUGGAAAGAAAAGAAAACAUUCGUGCAGAAGAUGAUGGGGGCGUAAUACGACCAACGCCAAGUAGGACGUAUGCCAGGCCCCUGUUAUCCUUUGAACAUACUCUUAACCCACUUGCAUGGAUCCAUCUACAGUAAAUCAAAUUCUAACCGAAGCGUUUCCGUUCAACUUAACAGCAACAGCUACCACCACAGCAAUUAGUUCGUAUCCUUCCGAAGCAGCCGCGGCUGUUGCAGUGACAUUUCUUGAAGGCAGUGGCAUUUUGGAGAGUAACAUCGUUGCAUCUGGAACAUCAACGACCACGCUUAACAUAAGCAUCAAUCAGACAACUGCCCUGCAAGCUGGGGUAGGAAUCAACCAGACUGCCUCCGAUCUAUCAGCGAUCGCAGCAGCCAGUCUACCGCCAUUCCAGGCCAUCAUCGUGAGCAUCAUCCUUCUCAUUAUCAUCCUUGGGACCGUUAUUGGUAACGUACUGGUAUGUGUCGCAGUGUGUUUAGUACGGAAGCUGCGCCGGCCGUGCAACUACCUCCUGGUUUCCCUGGCGGUGUCGGACUUGUGUGUAGCAAUUCUAGUCAUGCCUACUGCCUUGCUGUACGAGGUACUAAAGAAAUGGAGUUUUGGUUCCGUAUUCUGCGAUAUAUGGGUCUCGUUCGACGUCCUGUGCUGCACUGCCUCCAUUCUCAAUCUGUGUGCCAUAUCCGUGGAUCGCUACUGGGCCAUCACAAAGCCCCUGGAAUAUGGAGUGAAGAGGACUCCCAGACGCAUGAUGAUGUGCGUCGGCCUGGUAUGGCUAGCAGCGGCCUGCAUCUCACUACCACCCCUCCUCAUACUCGGCAACGAACAUGUCGGCGAACACGGCGAGGCUGUCUGCUUCGUAUGUCAGAAUUUCGGCUAUCAAAUCUAUGCCACUUUAGGUUCCUUUUACAUCCCACUAACGGUCAUGUUGUUCGUCUACUACCAGAUAUUCAGAGCAGCCCGUCGAAUAGUCAUGGACGAGAAGCGUGCCCAGACCCGCUUAGAGAACGCUCUGAAUGGCGCGAUGCAGGACCAAAAACAGAUCGAUUCAGGGGGCGGGAUCCAUUGCUCCUCAGGCGGUGUAGGUUGCAAUACACCUGGACCGGGCGGUCCGGGAACAAUACUGAUUGGUUCGCCGCAUCAGAAGAAGCUUCGGUUUCAACUAGCCAAAGAACGAAAAGCAUCCACGACUCUAGGAAUUAUAAUGUCAGCAUUUACGAUAUGCUGGCUACCGUUUUUUAUAUUAGCUCUAAUUCGUCCAUUUUUAGAACGGGAGAAUCACCACAUUCCCGAGACUCUUUCGUCAUUAUUUUUAUGGCUUGGCUAUGCCAAUUCACUUCUAAAUCCAAUAAUUUAUGCAACUCUAAAUCGGGACUUCCGAAAACCCUUCCAGGAGAUACUGUACUUUCGAUGUUCCAGCUUGAACUUGAUGAUGCGCGAGGAUUUCUACCACAGUCAGUACGGGGAGCCGCCGUCCCAGCGAGUUGUACUUGGUGGUGAAGGACAAGGAGCACGCGAGAGUUUUCUCUGAAAAUUAUUGAAAAAAUGAACAGACCGUACCGUGGUCAACUCCCUUAAAUCCUGCGCCCAAGUGCAAGAACUGACUCUCUGAACCCACUCCCACCUUGCCUGUAAUGUCUUGUAGCCUAGCCAUUUAUCAUCCCGAUUUCAACUUUGCUAACACACAUACAUACACAACCCCAUUGGAUAUCCUUUUCACCGUAGAUUUAUUGUAAGAUGCAUCGCAAAGCGCUGCAUUAUGUGGUACUAUGACGAAGACUAUGUAUAGCUUAAACGUAUAAUAAUAGUGAGUAUGAUGAGCAUGUAUCUAAUUAAAGUAUAAUGUAGAAGUCCUUUCGUCCUUUCAUUUGCUCUUAUCAUUAUGUUUCUUUGUAACGAUUUUCUACGCUCCGUGUGUGCUUGAGUGCGACGAUAAGCUGUUUGUGAGGAUGCGAGCUGUGGUUACGUUAAUUAAAGGGACGACUUCCAUCCAUCUGCAUGGAAAAAACUUCAUUAGACCACCCAGUGACCACAAGGAUACUAGCAUGUUACGUCAAAUUCGUCGGUAUAUUUGCUGGGAUUGCAGUUAGGGAAACUCUAGGGUUAGGCUUUUUGCUGUUGGGCAUUUGAUUACGUUUUGGGGUAGCUUUGAGGUUGGCUUACGUGUACAUUAUAAUUUAACGAAGGAUAGGAGACUCAACGCCCUCAAUGUAGGCUGUGUUCGGUCAAUGGUCAUCGCAUGCAAAUGGACCAGUAAUCAAGGCCCCAAUGGAGGAGAAAAUUUCUGGAUAUUCAUAUGAGGAAGGGAUGCAAGUAAUGGGGAUGUUAUUCAUGAAAUACUUUUCGCUGGAGCAGAAUAGGAUCCUUGAAAUUAGAUGUAUCGGAAAAGGGGGUAAUAGGCCCUACUUCAGGGAAGCCGUUUCAAAUCAAUGAAGAUAAUGAUUUCUACUUUCGAAUGUUUCCAAAUUCUUCCAAUAAGUCGGCUCUUCGAGAAAAGGGGGGGGGGCGACUUGUUUGCUACGAAAAAAUGGAAACAUCAGCAUCAAUUUCUUCAAAUAGGAAAUAAGGCGCCGGCAACUGCGGAUUUCAAAAAACAAAAAACAAAAAUUGGGAAAGAUACGGCUAACGAUCAGGAGCAAGGAUAAAUGUGUCGAGUCGCUGACAAACUACUCCACUCAAUAGUCUAGUGACCUGGUAGACAAGCCUGAAUUGAGAGAGUGGGAAAAGGAGUCAACCCCUCCCACUAGGGCAUACAGUUUUCUCGGGGGACUCGGAAAAGACUCUUCAGGGACGAAAAAGGAUAAUAAGAGAAGCCGUAUAAUUUUCAUCCCGGUCCGGAUGUUUCCUCUACGCCCCUACCUUUUCAACAUCAGGCAAAUUUGAGCACCUGUCGUUAGCUCCUUCUACAUAGUCACCGUUUCUAUUCAAGCACUUUUGCUUACGAUGCUCCAACCAUCGUACACCCAGGUCAUAAAAUUCUACCACCAACUCCUUGAGUAACCUUUUCCUUGUCUUCACCACCUGUGUUUAAGGGUAUUCCAUCCAAGUUUUCCUUUAAUUUUGACAACAAAUGGUAAUCACUUGAGGAUAGAUCAGGACUAUAAAAGGUGGACCAUGACUGUCCCCUCAAAAUCUGUAAGCAAGUACCGCCUUUGAACAGAGACUUGAGGUCAAGCGAUGUCAUGGGGUACCCUCAUAUUUUUGAACCGUCUGUCAAAGUUUAUUAAUGUUCCAAGAAAUGUAAAGUCAACCAACAACAGCUAUUUCCUGUCCCAAAAGUCGCCUGCCAUGACUUUGCCAGUUGACUGAGUUUGCUUAAAUUUAUCCGGUUUCUUCAAAAUUGAG